Triticum urartu is the source of this 4484-nucleotide messenger RNA. RefSeq names its product DExH-box ATP-dependent RNA helicase DExH6. Gene Ontology annotation, cellular component: intracellular anatomical structure. Gene Ontology annotation, molecular function: ATP binding; helicase activity; RNA binding. NCBI's taxonomy places the organism in Eukaryota, Viridiplantae, Streptophyta, Magnoliopsida, Poales, Poaceae. The record is from RefSeq and is a predicted model, not a curated record.
CUGCUUGAAAGCCUUUGAACAACCCGGCACGUGGCCCGCUUCACGCCUCUACCCACCGCGGCCCGGUUCUCACCGACAAGCAUGGCCCGCAUAUCGGUCCAUCCAAACCUCUCCCCGCACCACCGCCCGCUCCUCCCACAGAUCGCACCGCCACCACCACGUUGCCCUAGAAGGUUUCCGCCCGGUCCACCGCAGCAGCACACAAAGGGCAAAGCGACCGCAGCGGGAAGCCUCCACAGCGGGACCCGAACCGGCCGCCGCGCCGCCCCGAACGCCGCCGCCGCCGCGCCGCCCCCGCCCCCGCCCCCUCUCCGCGACGACGGGAUGGGGCGAAAGGGGCCCAAGGGGCCCAAGGGGGCCAAGGCGAACGCCGACGCCCUCACGAAGGCCGCCCUGGCCGCCAUGAGCGAGGAGACGACCGUACGCAUCACCACGGUGCUGGAGGACUUCCGCGCCUCCGACGCCCAAGUGCACACAUUCGAACCUAGUCUUACCAAUCAAGAGCGGGCUGCAGUACAUGCUAUGUGUAAAAAGAUGGGCAUGAUAUCAAAGAGUAAAGGGUAUGGGGAACGGCGAUGCCUUUCUGUUUACAAAACUAAAAACACACAGGCGCCUGGUAAAGAAGAAGGCCCUAGCAAACUCGGAUUUUCUGAAGAAGCAAGACAGAUUUUGUUAGAUCUGUUUACACACUAUCCUCCUGAUGAUGCUGAAUUGAAUGGUGAUGCUGUCAAGAAUCCUGGCGAUAAGGCUGCUAAAAUUCGAUGGAAGACAGAUACAGCCUUUUCCAGGCCAGCUAUGCAGAAACAUGAUAUAGCAAAGAAGGUCAAGAUGCUUACAUCGAAAUUAAGUGAUCCUAGACAGUUGAGGAAGAUUGGUGAAGACAGAUCCAAACUUCCGAUUGCAUCCUUCAAAGAUCACAUUUCUUCUACCCUAGAAAAUCACCAGGUGGUUCUUAUUUCUGGAGAAACAGGCUGCGGUAAAACUACCCAGGUUCCGCAAUAUAUCUUAGAUCAUGUGUGGGGCAAGGGUGAAUCAUGUAAGAUCAUUUGUACUCAACCGCGGCGGAUAUCAGCUAUGUCAGUUGCCGAACGAAUCUCUGUUGAAAGAGGAGAGACUGUUGGUGAUACAGUUGGGUACAAGAUACGUUUGGAAUCGAAGGGAGGGAAGAAUUCGUCAAUCAUUUUCUGCACAAAUGGUGUUCUCUUGAGGGUGUUGAUAGGCAGAGUAACUAACAGUUCAAAUAGGCAACGCGCAGCUGAUGAUGUAAUUAUGGGGAUAACACACAUUAUUGUGGAUGAAAUCCAUGAAAGGGAUAGGUUUUCUGAUUUCAUGCUGGCUAUCUUGAGAGAUCUGCUGCCGAUGUAUCCUCAUCUUCAUUUGGUGCUCAUGAGUGCAACGAUUGAUGCUGAGCGGUUUUCACAAUAUUUCAAUGGAUGCCCGGUUAUUCGAGUCCCAGGCCAUACCUAUCCGGUCAAAACUUUCUAUUUGGAGGAUGUGCUUUCUAUUCUGCAAUCUGUAGGUGAUAAUCAUCUUAAUCCUGAAACAAAUGAUCUGGGACUUGACAGUGUGCUAACCGAUGAUUACAAAAGCUCAAUGGAUGAAGCAAUUAGCAUGGCUUUAGCCAGUGAUGAAUUUGAUCUUCUCAUUGAGCUUAUUUCUAUAGAGCAGAACCCAGAAAUCUUCAACUACCAACAUUCAGAGACUGGUGUGACACCUUUGAUGGUUUUUGCCAGGAAGGGUCAGCUUGGGGAUGUCUGUAUGCUUUUAUCAUUUGGUGUGGAUUGUUCUGCACGGGAUCAUGAUGGAAAAUCUGCAUUAGAUUGGGCACAGCAAGAGAAUCAGGUAGAGGCUUAUGAAGUUAUUAAGAAACAUAUGGAUUGUAGUCCUGCAAAAUUGCCUGAAGAAAACGAGCUGCUUAAGAAAUACUUGGCCACUAUCAACCCAGAACACAUUGAUACUGUGCUGAUAGAACGGUUGCUUAGAAAAAUAUGUACUGACUCCAAUGAAGGAGCUAUCUUAGUCUUCCUUCCUGGUUGGGAAGAUAUAAAUCAAACACGGGAGAGGUUACUUGCUUCUUCCUUUCGGGAUUCUUCAAAAUUUCUUGUACUGUCACUUCAUUCCAUGAUACCAUCUUCAGAGCAGAAAAAGGUUUUCAAACGUGCACCGGCAGGGGUUCGUAAAAUUAUUCUCUCAACCAACAUAGCGGAGACUGCAGUAACAAUUGAUGAUAUUGUAUUUGUUCUAGAUAGUGGGAGGAUGAAAGAGAAAAGCUAUGAUCCAUACAAUAAUGUGUCUACACUUCAUACUUCUUGGGUAUCUCGAGCUAAUGCAAGACAGCGUGAAGGACGUGCCGGUCGUUGUCAGCCAGGAAUUUGCUAUCAUCUUUACUCUAGAUUUCGAGCAGCCUCGUUGCCAGAAUUCCAAAUUCCUGAAAUUAAGAGGAUGCCUAUUGAAGAGCUGUGUUUGCAGGUCAAACUGCUUGAUCCAAACUCUAAAAUAGCAGACUUUUUAAAGAAGACCUUGGAUCCUCCAGUUACAGAGACUGUAAAAAAUGCUAUUACUGUGCUUCAGGAUCUUGGUGCUUUAACUCAAAAUGAACAAUUGACAGAUUUGGGUGAAAAGUUAGGUUCUCUCCCGGUCCAUCCAUCCACAAGCAAGAUGCUCCUGUUUGGUAUAUUGAUGAACUGCCUUGAUCCUGCAUUGACAUUGGCAUGUGCAGCAGACUAUAGAGAUCCUUUCGUCCUUCCUAUGGCUCCGGAUGAGAGAAAAAGGGCUGCUGCAGCCAAGGUUGAGCUUGCUUCAUUAUAUGGUGGAUAUAGUGACCAGCUUGCUGUUGUAGCAGCAUUUGAUUGUUGGACGUGUGCCAAAGAGAAAGGACAAGAAGCUUUGUUUUGUUCAAAGUACUUUGUAGCUUCAAACACCAUGAAUAUGUUGUCUAGUAUGAGGAAACAGCUUCACAGUGAACUAGCUCAAAGAGGAUUUCUUCCUGCUGAUACAUCUGCCUGCAGCUUGAAUGCUAAAGUUCCAGGUAUCAUUAGUGCUGUCCUUGUGGCUGGCGCUUACCCAAUGGUAGGACGAUUGCUCCCUCCUCGCAAAAAUGCUAGAAGGGCAGUUGUGGAAACAGCAAGUGGUGCCAAAGUUCGACUACACCCGCAUUCUUCCAACUUUAACUUGUCAUUUAAUAAAUCCUCUGGGAAUCCACUAAUGGUAUUUGAUGAAAUCACUCGAGGUGAUGGUGGAAUGUAUGUAAAGAACUGUUCAGUUGUUGGAUCAUAUCCUUUACUUCUGCUUGCUACAGAAAUAGCUGUUGCUCCACCUGAUGAUGUAAGUGAUGAGGAUGAUGAAGGUUCCAGUGGGGAUGAAGCGGGAAAAAGCACUCUGGGACAACAAAAGGAGGAGAUCAUGUCUUCUCCCGACAACACUGUUUCAGUUGUUGUUGAUCGGUGGCUCCGAUUUGAUGCUACUGCUCUGGAUGUUGCUCAGAUAUACUGCCUACGAGAACGCCUAGCAUCUGCUAUUCUUUUCAAAGUGAAACAUCCACAGGAUGUUCUCCCGCCUGCUCUUGGAGCAACGAUGUAUGCGAUUGCUUGUAUCCUAUCGUAUGAUGGCUUGCCUGGUAAUUUGGCAACAAAACAUGGUUCAGGUCAGAGCUCAGCAGAUGCUAGCGGAUCAGCUGAGGGAAGGAAAGGUGGUUUUAUUCCGCCUGGUGGUUUCCUUAUGUCAUUGCUAUCGGACAUACCACCCAAUGCACUUCAUCAUCAGAAGUCAUCUAAUCAUCCAGGGGGUGGUUCAGGGCAUAUUAGGUCAUCGAGGGCCCCCGCUGGUAGAUUUAAUCAGUCGCAGCAGCGUCCUGGCCGCAACAGCUCUGGACCAGGGAGUUCAGCAUCACAAUCUUUCAAAAGACAGCGGGACGCUGCACGGUGACCUGACCGUGGCUCACAUGUAAUUCAGUACUGGAUCCCAUGCUUGGGUCUCACAAGAAAAGUGCCAUGGUUGGGAAUUAAUGAGGAUUUUGCGGUGUUUGUUGGGACGAAGGCAAAAUGUGCAAGCAAGGAAUGUGGAAAGGCAAUGCCUUAAUCUGUCAAGGAGACCAUAAGAUGUUCCUGUUCAUGACCUGCAGUUUUGCAGAACAGUGCAUCUUGUUGUUCUGUUCGCCUUGCUGCCUAGCUCUCUUUCAUGCCGGGACUACCGUCUAAUUUCAAUUGAUGGUGUAUCCGUGUCUCAGAGUUGCUAGGACUUGGCUAAAAACCAGGCACCCGGUUUUGUGCUGAGAACAGUUACUGUACGUGACAGUUAGGAUUUAGUAGUAUGCGUUGAUAUAUCUAUCCUAUGAAAUUACGUAUCUGUAUCCUCUGUUUUCCUGGCAUGACAUGAGCAAAACAGCUGGGAGCUCCGUAGGGCGGUUUAUUCGGUCCUUACAAAAAUAUUCAAAAACUAGGUUGAUGCAGUUCAGUACAAAAACAAACAAAUUUUGUUUAUUUUUA